Ceratotherium simum simum (southern white rhinoceros) is the source of this 357-nucleotide messenger RNA. It is a transcript of the gene TMEM273, whose product is annotated as transmembrane protein 273. NCBI's taxonomy places the organism in Eukaryota, Metazoa, Chordata, Mammalia, Perissodactyla, Rhinocerotidae. The record is from RefSeq and is a predicted model, not a curated record.
CCCCGCUCUGGGUUUUCUUUCUCCGCAGAUGUUGGAGGAGCACGAGUGCUGGCCACGGGCAAGUCUACGGGGGCCGAAACUGAAAUCAAAUAUGCCAUCAUCGGGAUGGCGCUGGGCAUUGCCAUAUCUGUGGGUUUCCUGGCCCUGAAGAUCUGCAUGAUCAAGAAGCACAUGUUUGAUAACGAAUCCACAGACCUAAGAAAUGUAAACCCGGACCCCAGUGACACCACCGCGCUAAAGAAGAGAGCCCCAAGGUUAAAUCUCAGUUUCUCCGAAAGGUGAGUUGUAAGAGUCCUCACUCCUACUGAAAGAAGGAAAGGCAGGCAGUCUCCUGCAGGGGCUGGCAGCUCCUCUGCA